AUGAACAUAUAUUUGAACAUCAUGAACAUGUGGUUGAAAGAGCCAGAGUACCAGAACCAUCUUGCAAGAAAUACAUCAUUCGACCAAAAUGUAAGGUUGAAGAUGAAGGCAGCGGUUACCAUUCAAGAUAUAAGGGCCGAUCGAUGGCUGCAUCAAUGGACAUUAGGAGUUAAUGGGCCUUUAACAGAUCUCGGCAAAAAGGAAGCAAACAGUUACGAGGUUACAACAAUAUGUAAUGCAGUGGCAGAUCUAGACAACUUUGACGGGGGGGGGGCUAAAAUUUUAAAAAUGUCUAAAUUUUUACGGGGGGAGCCAAAAUUUUCUCUGGAUGGGGCUGAGAUUUGUUGA
This is a messenger RNA of Helobdella robusta, 348 nucleotides long. RefSeq lists its product as hypothetical. The transcript is spliced from 2 exons. The record is from RefSeq and is a predicted model, not a curated record. Lineage: Eukaryota; Metazoa; Annelida; Clitellata; Rhynchobdellida; Glossiphoniidae. The coding region runs from base 1 to 348 and encodes 115 amino acids.